Molecule: messenger RNA, 1443 nt
Organism: Effrenium voratum
Lineage: Eukaryota; Dinophyceae; Suessiales; Symbiodiniaceae
Source: the annotation of a GenBank genome assembly
AUGUCCGAUUUGGUGUGCCUCCUUGCCUUCAGCAGCCCCUUUGUGCAUCCGCGGUUUUCACGCCCUCCGGCGGUGCCAGCAGUUGAGGAUGCCUUGAAUCAGACGGCGCCUUACUACCUCAGGGCGCAUCGCAACUUCCCGGACCCUCUGGCCCGCCUGUCCGAAACCUAUGCCCAGUUGGAGGAGGAUUCGAGGGCCGAGAGUAGCCGCCCUGUAGGGAAUCAAUCCGUUUGGGUGUUGCCUGACAAGCUUCUCGCCUCCGUGCGUAACCACGACAGCCUGGUUCUGGAGGUUGGGGAGCGGCAAUUUCUGGUGAACGUGCUGGGCCGCUGGAGUCGCAAAGUUCAGGUGACGGACCUUGCCACUGGGCAGCAGUGGUCGCGCCGCAGCUUUGCAAGAGACCCCUCGGGGGACCGCCUGGCUGAUCUGAACCAUGUCUACACAGUGCUGGUGGAUAAGCUUGGCAGUCCUGGCAAGGAGGUUUGGAUGUCUUGCGGCUUCAGAGGCGACGAAGUGAACUGGGAGUACUCCAUCAAGUAUGCUCGCAUUCUGGACCUGGACUCGCUGGAGCUGCGGGUCGGGCCUCGUCUGCCCUAUGCCGGAGGCGCCUGCACGGCGACAGCUCUGGAGAUCAUCAAAGGUGAGCCGCCCAUGAUCUGCAGCUUCGCGGGUACGGAUGGCCAUCAUGACUCUGGCCUCUUCCUCCCUUACGCCUCAUGCUACGACCGCCUCCGCGAACGGUUUUGGUUCCCCUUCGGCCGCAUGCCCUAUGGCUUGGACCACGGCAAUGUGGCGCUGCUUCCAAGAGACAGAUGCGGCGCGCACAAGGCCACUCUCUUGAUCCUGAACUAUCGCACCGAGUCAUAUGGCAUAUCAAGGCCCGAGAUCUUGGCCUUCGACUUGCCGGACCAAGGCUGGACUCUGGAGGAGCUGUCGAACAUGUCGAAAGAAGAUUUGGGCAACUGGUGGCUCUAUCACAAUGUAAGCUAUACGGAUGCACACGACGAUCGAAACUGCCCUCGAGAUGCCAGCGGCAUCGCGGUGGCCAACGACGGCCGAUACAUUUUGAACUUUGGCGGGGUGUACCGUCCGAGUCGCCAUGUGGUGCACGCGUACAGUGUGGUCCGUAAGUUCGAUGUGUGCUCCAAGGAGUGGCAGGUGGUGGACGACCUUGGUAUCCGCAGCUUUGCUCUCCAGUCGGCCGCAAGCCAGAAGCUGCAGCUCGCCAUCACUUGUGGCGGGCAGGGAGGCGUAACCGAGCUCUUCGAACACCACAACUCGCCUUGGUGCAUUGCCUUUCGUCCGGACCCGGCAUCUGGGCUCGUGCUUGCGAACCGUCAUGGUGAUGUUGCGCUCCGCGGGUUUCCCGCGGGCUUUGUCCCCGGACAACUUGAGCGGCCCAAGAGCAGGUCACAUGCGAAGAAGUCAGGAUGGGGAGACUGA